AUGGAUCACAAAGGUCGGAGACACGAUUGCCUUGGAAGCGACCACGUGUCGACCUUCACAACCAUGAGAUCCCAAGUACUUGUGGUGGCGCAAAGCGGACGUGGCAACGCUCUUAAAAAAUAUCCAGCCCGGGAAGCCCCAGGCUCUCAGACAUGUGUCCCGUGUGGACCCCGCACGCCGUAG
Molecule: messenger RNA, 183 nt
Organism: Prunus armeniaca (apricot)
Lineage: Eukaryota; Viridiplantae; Streptophyta; Magnoliopsida; Rosales; Rosaceae
Source: the annotation of a GenBank genome assembly